AUCCCAAUCCCCACCCACCACUCACUCACAGAGGGAGAGGCAGAUCGAGAAAGAGACGCAGCAAGAAAAAUUGCCCUCCGUCCUCCUCUCCUCUGCCCGUGCCCUAGAAGUUGUCCACCUCCAGAUCCGUAUCCAUGGGGCGCCACGCCAAAAACAAGAAGAAAUCUUUGGGGAUCCCCUCCGCUCCCGUCCAUAUCUCGGAGCUCUUGCCCGAGAUCUCGGCGCCCUUGCCCGACACCCCCCUACCCACCCGUCAUGGCCAUGUCGAGAUGAAAACCAGUGAUUCCGUAUGGACAAAGGGGGCAACCGGUCCAUCCACGGUCUCCACCGCUCCCGUCCCUGGCCCCGGCGAAUGCGCCGCCUUGUCAUCCCCGCCGCCCCCGCCCCCCCUACCCGCCCGCCGCCUCACUGUCGCAUGGGUAACCACCGCCCGAGGCAAGGACAAGCGCAAGGUCCCCACCGCGGAGCCUCGCCCCGCCGCUCCGCCCCCCGGCGAAUGGGUCGAGGUCGAGCAGCAGCAAGGCUCAAACCUCCCGAGACGGGAGCGAGACCAGCAAGCGCAUCGCGGCCGUCGUCGAGGUCGAGGUCGAGGGCUCCACCUCCCCGCGCUAUCCAGAGUGGGUGAUGCUCAACAAGGCCGCGGGAAUCUCCCCCCGACACCGGAACGAGACCACCGCCGACUCCCACACCAGCCAGGGCCAGGCCGUCGAGGUGUCCUUCUGGCUCGCCGACCCCCCGGCCGUCUCCCACUUCUCCGUCCACUGCCCUGGCCUCCAAGGCGACGAUUUCUCUGACCAGCCGCCGGUCGUCAUCUGCGCCGAAGGACCCUUCGUUCUCUUCAGCCUCACCCUCAACGUCCCUGAAUGGGGCUCAAUCCAUCACUUCGUCUACUCCGCCGGCGGCCCUGCAGGGAGCCCCUCGCUGCGCCUCCUCCCGGUCCUGGACCCCGAGGUUGAAGCCUUCGAAUCCCAGCAGUUUGCCCUCUUGCCCUGUGGCGGCCAGCACUAUGCCGUCGUCUUCCUGGAUCGCAACUGGAUUCCCAGUGAUGAGGUUUGGGAGUAUCAAGCAUACCUCUACUCCUCCAAGAUGCGAGCAUGGAGCACAACAAAGGUGCCCUUGUCACAGUUAUCUGAGACCGAAAAGGCGCUACUUGAUGGACAUUACAGCUGCAAACAGAUCAUGGUCGGGCCAGACUCACUGGGCUGGGUGGAUCUCCUGUGUGGUAUCGUCCUUCUUUGCAACCUCUUCGACGAGAAUCCUGUUAUCAAAUUCAUCCCAUUCCCUUCAACAAGGAUCUGCAUCACAGACGAGGAUGGUGUCGCGGAGAUUGCCGCAGAACACGUAUGCGAUGUCACUUGCUGCGGUGACCUCAUCAAGUUUGUCCAGAUUGAUUUCGAUGAUCCUGACUACGGAAGCAGUGGCAUCGCUUGGAAAGCCACCACAUGGAACAGGAAGCUCAGUUGGAAUGAUUGGCGCAACCGCUGCAUAGUUGAUGUUGCUCAAACGACACGAGUUAUUCUGCUUUGUUGCCUGAGCUGCUGGAUGAUGAGACUCAGCAGCUGCAACUGAAGAAUCUCAUCUUCAUUAACCCCACCAUCAGCACACAAGAUGACACUCGCCUUUACAUGAUGGCCAAGGUGAAUAUGAGAGAUGACACAGCAUGGGUAGUCGCCAUUGACAUGAAGCAUGCGGCUUUGGAGGCACUUGUCCCAAUUUCCACCGAAAGGCACUACACCGUUACGAUGUGCGCUCCGUGUGCCUUCCCCAAGUACCUCAACAACUUCACAGCAGGGGCAGACAUGGCCGAUCAAGUGGGCAAGCACUUUAAGAGGCACAGGAAUCGAGGCCAUAAAAUGGAAAUAUAUGAUGAGCCAGAGCAAGAGAGAUGGAAGCUCGGUCAUCUUCAAGAGGUGGUCUCAAGGAAUCGCCGUUCUGUGUGUUUCGCUUUCUGGGUGAUGGCAUUGAUUGUGAUGCUGGUGACUAGGUAGGAGAGUAGGACACUCUUAAGGAGCAACAUCCUGGUGCUGGGCAUGUAAUCUUGAACAAGUGUGCAAUGAUCGUUUUGGCUGUGGUA
Messenger RNA from Triticum aestivum (bread wheat), 2074 nucleotides. RefSeq lists its product as uncharacterized. The coding region runs from base 625 to 1569 and encodes 314 amino acids. The transcript has 3 exons. NCBI's taxonomy places the organism in Eukaryota, Viridiplantae, Streptophyta, Magnoliopsida, Poales, Poaceae. The record is from RefSeq and is a predicted model, not a curated record.